Acanthaster planci (crown-of-thorns starfish) is the source of this 2782-nucleotide messenger RNA. RefSeq lists its product as uncharacterized. Lineage: Eukaryota; Metazoa; Echinodermata; Asteroidea; Valvatida; Acanthasteridae. Gene Ontology annotation, biological process: positive regulation of Notch signaling pathway. Gene Ontology annotation, cellular component: nucleus. The record is from RefSeq and is a predicted model, not a curated record.
UGCAUGGCCGGUACAUGUUGACUAAUCUGUAACCGCGUAAUUAAGGAAGAUGGCAGUGCCGAUGUGGAACGACAGUCUAGUUUCGCCACCACCCGUUGCUAGUUGUUCCUACACUUGUUAUGAAAUUGACGAAGUGGAUGUCUACAAUUUAAAGUUAGCACUUCAAGUAAUGCAGACUUCACACUCAGUGGGAUUGGGUCUGUCCAGUGAGCAAUACACCCUCAGCCGGUUAUUGUACAAAGCCAACAAUCAGCAACGUCAUUGGCGAUGGUACCAGAUGCUAAAAAAGAUCCAGAAGAGUUUGAGCAAACUGCAAGCAAACCAUCCCGUCAAAUUCUGGGAAGACGCAGUCGGUUGUUGCCAAAUCAACCGGGAUCAGAGCGGAUUGGGAUCUAUCAUCAUCCAUCUACCAGCUCGUCAAAUGCUUGAGUAUAUCCUAGUCAAGCUAAUGGGUCAAGCAAAGUUGUGUGCGUACAUUCUGAACACAGCCGAGUCAGUGUUCAUCUUUGUAAUUCAGAACAUCAAAUCUGGUCAAUUCCUGGCACACAAUGUGAUCUAUGCAAGCAUUGCAAGCCGAAUAUGGGUCAUGAUGCGGACAAUGUUAAGAGACAUCCUGAUGUGGUAUUCAACUCUCAGACCUUGGAUUGACAAGCUGAAGGCAACAUCCAUGCAGUGGAUAUUAGCUGGACAGGUCCUUCCAGACUGUCUACAAGACUGGCUCCGAGCUGACUAUAAUCCAGACAAAUAUAGCAAAGCAAUAGAGCAAACUUCUAAGACGAAAGGCUCCAGCCUACUGGACAGCAUGUUUGCCUCUACUAGUCUGGCAACGUCAGAACCCAUCAUGACAGAAUCACUAACAGAGAAAGACCUCUACAACACUAAUGUUGCCAUGGCUGCAUCUACAGCGCCCUCUAUGGAUCUAGGAGAGCCCAUUAAAGCUGGAGAGCUGGUGGAGAACAGAAAGAGGAAAUGGUUGGACACAAGUUGCUUGCAAGAGUCAGAUGCUAAGAGGUCACGAUUAGAGGUUGAAACCAGGACUAAGGAGACUGGAGCAUUGGCAAGUUGCUCUUCUAGCAUCCAGCCAAUCACCAAAAUGAAGAAGUCGGAACAGAGGGAGGAGAAACAUUUGGGAAUACCAAAAGGAAAGAAGCAAUCCAAAGGGAUCUUGAAACAGUUGAAACUUAGUCUGAAAAGAAAGGAAAAAGGGACCCUGCAGAAAGGAGAUGCAGAAAAUGAGAACGAGGAAGUGGUUGGUUUGUCUUACAGAGGACCUGAAGAAACCACAAGAAACUGGUCCAAACAACUGAAGAACAAACUACAGAAGAAGCUUAGGAAGUUCAAGCAAAACUCUCCAGCCAGCAACGAAACAUUAUCAGAAAAGAAACUCUCGAUAGAGGCACAAAAUCCAAUAGAUGAAGAGGAUGAAGUUGAUGGAAAGCUUGAUUCAGAUUGGUUGGAAAGUAACCUUGACCAAAAUAAAUUAAAGGGCGUGAGCGAAGUUACUAAGGAAUCCAAGAAGAACAAGAAUAAAGUCAAAAGGGGAUUUCAGAAGACCAGAAAACAAACGAAAAAAUUAAAACACAAGGAAUGGAUACAAGAAACCGAAACUGAACCAAAUUAUUUAAUUGGUUCAUUAGGUGGUCAACAUCCCGAAGACUCUUUCUCUUUAAGGCAUCAGUUUCCUGAUCCCAGUCAAACAGGGACCAACUACAAACUUGAAAAGAAAAUUGACACCAGCAAAUCCAAGAAAUUCCAAAGUGACAAGGGUAGACAACCCAAGAUUUGUGAAGAGUACAGGCAAAUAAAUAAGAAUGGAACUGAAAGGAUUGUGAAAUCCAUAAAAAAGAAAAGGCGUGCAGAGUUUAACAAAUCUGAAGAAACAAAAGGUAUGUACGCACAGCCUGAGAGAAAUGCACCAGGAGCAAUACCAAAGAUGCAUCAAUGGGACUACUUACAGACCAACAAGAAGAUGGCUAACAGUAAAAGAGACAUCAGGACAGAAAGCAGUGUCAGCUUCAAAAGGAUUCUCAGGAAACCAAAGAAACAGAGAUCAGAAUCUUCGUUAGUUUGUGAUCUUAGCAAGAUGACAAAAGGGAAAGGAGCAAGUUGUAACCGCAACCAAGACUCAGAUAUCGACCAAAUAUUUGCAUGGUUAGAAUGAACAUGGAGUCUUGCCCAAAUAAUUUGGUUUUAGUAUGUCACCUUUUGUGCUCACGAAAGGUUUUGUGCCACUCUUUAAAAUAAGUAGGUACUCAUUUGGAAUGGUAACGAUUUCAUUGGAAUUUCACCUUCUGAAAAAUGGACCACAGCUUUGUAAAAGUAUUGACCAAGAUGGUGGAGAAUAAGUUGAUGAAUACAAAUAUUGAAUGCGUCGUCAAGUAAUUGAAAGGCUAAAUGAAGUCCGGUAUGGCAUUGUUUUUAUUGCUUCUAAUGCCUGUAUUUUUUUCAAAAUUACAAAUGUAAAUACAUAUAUUGUUUAAAAAGUGUUGUCGUGAUAAUUUUUUAAUAUACUUGUACCACAAGAAAAACUGGGAAAUUGGAAAUGCAGCUGUUUGCUUUGAGUCAGACCCGUUACGUUAUUUUAACCCGGGGCAUAAAUCCUUGGGGGGGUAUACAUGUACAUCCCCCUUUCUUUGAUGUGGGGGACGGGCUGUUGAAUCACCCACACCCACUUUUUUGUGAUGAGCAAAAAAAUUAAAGCGGAUUGUGAAAGAUUUUCAUGAUUACCCAACUACUGAAAUAUUUGCAAUAAAAAAGGAAAGCAAGUUUUAAAAGCCAUAAA